GCUCUCUCCCGCACACCAAGGUCUCCCAUCAUAUCGUCCUGACGCAGCAACAUGGCCGCCAACGCUGUCGCCCCCAUCGUCUACCAGCUGCAGGAAGGUCUUCGCAACGUCGACCUCAGGAGCUUCGUCAACUCCUUCGACCUGAAGGGCUUGGUCAACAAGCUGGACAUCCAGACGGUGGGCUUGGUGGCGCUGGUGGCUGUGGCCGCCGUGUUCCUGUUGGAUCUGUUCACCAAGAGCUACGCCCCCUUCGGCAGGAGUCUGGUGUCCUCUGCCGCCCACGCCUGGGAUAAAGCUGACCAGUGGGGCCUCAGCGAAAGUGUCCGUGGAAACCGUUCCCUGGAGCCCGUGAAGAAUGUCCUGGACGCCCUGGCGGAGGCGGUGAAGAAGUGGGAGGCGCAGGAGGAAGGCGUCGUUAGGCAUCGCCCUUCUGGUUUUCACUGGGAAUGAAGAAAUUUUUACCUGUCAUAGCUGUCAUGAUCCCUUGAAAACAUUUGAAUGAGUACAAAGUUUGCUUGCAGGCAAGCAUUAUGUAUUUAUUAAAUAUAUAUUUAUUAUAAACCAUU
Molecule: messenger RNA, 566 nt
Organism: Penaeus indicus
Lineage: Eukaryota; Metazoa; Arthropoda; Malacostraca; Decapoda; Penaeidae
Exons: 2
Coding region: 52-450 (132 amino acids)
Source: RefSeq, a predicted model, not a curated record